Molecule: messenger RNA, 6443 nt
Organism: Cynocephalus volans (Philippine flying lemur)
Lineage: Eukaryota; Metazoa; Chordata; Mammalia; Dermoptera; Cynocephalidae
Gene: GFPT1
Product: glutamine--fructose-6-phosphate transaminase 1
Exons: 20
Coding region: 152-2251 (699 amino acids)
Biological process (GO): fructose 6-phosphate metabolic process; carbohydrate derivative biosynthetic process; UDP-N-acetylglucosamine metabolic process
Molecular function (GO): carbohydrate derivative binding; L-glutamine:D-fructose-6-phosphate transaminase (isomerizing) activity
Source: RefSeq, a predicted model, not a curated record
CUGUCGUUAACCUCGGCCGCCGCAUCCCCGAGGGAGUCCUGUGGGCGCCACCCUGGCCUCCGAGCCCGCCGCUCGUCCCCGAAGCUCCUGUGUGCGCCUUCGAUCUCGCUAGCCGCCCGCCCUUCGCCUCGCGGACCGUGUUUUCUGCAUCAUGUGCGGCAUAUUUGCUUACUUAAACUACCAUGUUCCUCGCACAAGACGAGAAAUCUUGGAGACCCUUAUCAAAGGCCUUCAGAGACUGGAGUACAGAGGAUAUGAUUCUGCUGGUGUGGGAGUUGAUGGAGGCAAUGACAAAGAUUGGGAAGCCAAUGCCUGCAAAAUUCAGCUCAUUAAGAAGAAAGGAAAAGUCAAGGCACUGGAUGAAGAAGUUCACAAACAACAGGAUAUGGAUUUGGAUAUAGAAUUUGAUGUACACCUUGGAAUAGCUCAUACCCGUUGGGCAACACAUGGAGAACCCAAUCCUGUCAAUAGCCACCCCCAGCGUUCUGAUAAAAAUAAUGAAUUUAUUGUUAUUCACAAUGGAAUCAUCACCAACUACAAAGACUUGAAAAAGUUUUUGGAAAGCAAAGGCUAUGACUUUGAAUCUGAAACAGACACAGAGACAAUUGCUAAGCUUGUUAAGUAUAUGUAUGACAAUCGGGAAAGUCAAGAUACCAGUUUUACUACCUUGGUGGAGAGAGUUAUCCAACAAUUGGAAGGUGCUUUUGCUCUCGUAUUUAAAAGUGUUCAUUUUCCCGGACAAGCAGUUGGCACGAGGCGAGGUAGCCCUCUGUUGAUUGGUGUACGGAGUGAGCAUAAACUUUCUACUGAUCACAUUCCAAUACUCUACAGAACAGCUAGGACUCAGAUUGGAUCAAAAUUCACGUGGUGGGGAUCACAGGGAGAAAGAGGCAAAGACAAGAAAGGAAGCUGCAAUCUCUCUCGUGUGGACAGCACAACUUGCCUUUUCCCUGUUGAAGAAAAAGCUGUGGAGUAUUACUUUGCUUCUGAUGCAAGUGCUGUCAUAGAACACACCAAUCGCGUCAUCUUUCUUGAAGAUGAUGAUGUAGCAGCAGUGGUGGAUGGCCGUCUUUCUAUCCAUCGAAUUAAACGAACUGCCGGAGAUCACCCUGGACGAGCUGUGCAAACCCUCCAGAUGGAACUUCAACAGAUCAUGAAGGGCAACUUCAGUUCAUUUAUGCAGAAGGAAAUUUUUGAGCAGCCAGAGUCUGUUGUGAACACAAUGAGAGGAAGAGUCAACUUUGAUGACUAUACUGUGAAUUUGGGUGGUUUGAAGGAUCACAUUAAAGAGAUCCAGAGGUGUCGGCGUUUGAUUCUUAUUGCUUGUGGAACAAGUUACCAUGCUGGUGUAGCAACACGUCAAGUUCUUGAGGAGUUGACUGAGUUGCCUGUGAUGGUGGAACUAGCCAGUGACUUCUUGGAUAGAAACACGCCAGUCUUUCGAGAUGAUGUUUGCUUUUUCCUUAGUCAAUCAGGUGAGACAGCAGAUACCCUGAUGGGUCUUCGGUACUGUAAGGAGAGAGGUGCUUUAACUGUGGGGAUCACAAAUACAGUUGGCAGUUCCAUAUCAAGGGAGACAGAUUGUGGUGUUCACAUUAAUGCUGGUCCUGAGAUUGGUGUGGCCAGUACAAAGGCUUACACCAGCCAGUUUGUGUCCCUUGUGAUGUUUGCCCUUAUGAUGUGUGAUGACAGGAUCUCCAUGCAAGAGAGACGCAAAGAGAUCAUGCUUGGGUUGAAACGGCUGCCUGAUUUGAUUAAGGAAGUACUGAGCAUGGAUGAUGAAAUUCAGAAAUUGGCAACAGAACUUUAUCAUCAGAAGUCAGUCCUGAUCAUGGGACGAGGUUAUCAUUAUGCUACUUGUCUUGAAGGGGCACUGAAAAUCAAAGAAAUUACUUACAUGCACUCUGAAGGUAUUCUUGCUGGUGAAUUGAAACAUGGUCCUCUGGCUUUGGUGGAUAAGUUGAUGCCUGUCAUUAUGAUCAUCAUGAGAGAUCACACUUACACCAAGUGUCAGAAUGCUCUGCAGCAGGUGGUGGCUCGGCAGGGACGCCCUGUGGUGAUUUGUGAUAAGGAGGAUACUGAAACCAUUAAGAACACAAAAAGAACGAUCAAGGUGCCCCACUCAGUAGACUGUUUGCAGGGCAUUCUCAGCGUGAUCCCCUUACAGUUGCUGGCCUUCCACCUUGCUGUACUGAGAGGCUAUGAUGUGGAUUUCCCACGGAAUCUUGCCAAAUCCGUAACUGUAGAGUAAAGAGCAUCUGAAACUCUGGGCGACUGAGCAACACUAGACACCUUUUGUAUUUAAGACCUUGAUUUAAAAUAUCACCCCUUGAAGACUUUUUUAGUAAAUCCUUAUUUAUAUGUCAGUUAUAAUUAUUCCACUCAAUUUGUGAUUUUUGUGAAAUUACCUCUUAUAUUUUUCCAGUAAUUUGUGGGGGAGUUAGAAUAAUGACAUCUAUAUUGGAAUCUGUAUCAGAAAGAUUUUAGCUGUUGUUUGCUUUCAAUAAUGCUGAGUAUUGAAUUUCUGGGCCCUCCAUAUCAAUCUGAGAAGAUUGUUUGUUUUUAAAAUAACUGGCAUUUGUUUUACCAUGCUUCUGUUCAUUCAGACCAAUGAAAGAGUACUGCAUUUAGUUGGAAUAUCUAAAGCCCGUGGCAAUGGAUGCUAAUACUUGGAUGUUUAAUGAAGGUUUUGCUUAAGUUAUAUAUAAAGAGAAGAUGCUGUGAUUUAUUUUGAAACUUGUUUAUGCUUUGUUUUUAGAUCAAACUUGUUAAAUGUAAAAACUGAAAACUUUUCUGGGUGGGAUUUAUAUCUUAGUUUGAUUAUCCUUAUUUCUCAGACUUGUUGCCUGUUAUCUGUAGGGGGAGGUAAUUGAGGAAGCAAAAUAUUAGUGCAUUGGUGUUCUCCAACCCUUAACAGAACAUAUUUGCAUAAUUUUAUAGCACAGACUUUAAAUUUGAGCUGCUUUGAACAACUGACAAUGUGAUUUUAAAUUUGAAGAUGGGAUGUGUACAUAUUGGGUGUCCUCUUCUUGUUUUUUCAUCUCCUAAAAGUGGUUUUUAUUUCCUUGUAUCUGUAGUCUUCUAUUCUUUAAGUGACUGCUGAAUGAAACAUUUUAUCUUGUUCUUUGAAAUUGCAACACAGAGCUGCUAUCAAAUGUUUCAAAUUAAGUCAAUAUUAAUAUAUUCAUUAUUCUUUUCAAGUUUGUCCCAAGGAAGAAUUUCCUGCAGUUAAUUUUAACUUUCCUUUACUGCCUCGUUGGAUAAAAUUAGUCCCUUAGUGCCAGUUUGGAAGUUCUUUGCAAUUGUUCGGAAGAUUUGCCAGUCUUUGACUAAUCUUUUGACUCUAAAUGUGUAUGGUAGCUAAAUGUGUGAUAGGCAUCAAAUUUAGUAUUACUUCUUAAGUAUUUUUUCUCUCUGUAUUUGCUGUGCUCUACCCCUGAAAUAUAUUUAGGAAUGAAGAAGAUAAAAAUAAAGUGAUAAUUGAGGUGCCUUCAGCUGGUUAGUGUCAGAAAUGGAAGUUGAUGAUUUGGAUUAAAGUAUUUAAAGUAGAGUACUAGUUUGACACCUCAAAAAUUGUGAGUUAUAAUUCCCUCAUGGAGCUUUUGGGGCCAGAUCUUGGGGGCUAGGAGAGUGUGUUUAUGUUUUGGUUAAGUCCUUCUCUUUCAAAAGUUUUCACUUUUAGAUUGUGAAGGUGAGGUAUUUAUUUAGCACAAUUAUUUAAGUUCAGUCUUUUGUUUGUUUGUUUGUUUGUUUGAACUUCUUGAUGAAGUUAGAUUUUCUAAUAGCUAUUAUUGCUGCAAGAGAAGCAUAGAAUUCUGCUUGUGUGUUAGGGUUAGAGAAAGAAUUGGUAUAUUUUAAGAUAAUUUGAAAGGACUCUCAUAGACCUGAUUGUUUUUAAAAAUGAAGUAGGGUCACUACUUACAUCACAUAUAUAGCUACGAUAGCUAUAUGUAUCUACCUUAAUUGUUUCUAAGAUUAUUUUGUGUAAACUUGCUAGUUUUAACUAGUAUGUAUAUAGUGUCAUUUCCUAUGUUUGGCAUAUUUGCAUUUUACAAACACGAUUUGUAUGGGUUUGUAGCAUUUCUUAAUGUCUAACGUUUGAUUCACCAUUCUAAGUUAAAAUUAAUAUGUGAACUCAGUUAUUAGUUUGCAUAAUCUCUGUCUCCCUCUGUGUGUCUCUCUCUAAAACACACACAUUCUCACUGUCUCACACUGCAAGCUAGGAUAAGUUUUAAACUGAAUAUUAAAAGCCAAAAUUAAGAACGAAGAAGUGAUAUUUUCCAAACAAACAUAGUUUUUUCUCCGUCUCCCUUCUUCUUGCUCUCUACCCCAUCUGAUAUGAUGGCUUUUAAAUGCUUUUAUAAAUUAAUUCUUAACACAAAAAAGAUAUUGUAAGUAAGCAAGCAUGCUAAGUAAUGAGCAUGCCCAAUUAAAAUCAAUAUAAUACAGGAUAAGAAAAUCUGAUUUUUUAAAAGAGAUGUUCUCCAAAAGGAGCCCUUUAUAUAAAAAGUUCUUUCUUGUAGUACAUUUAAGGUUUGAACUCACUCAUAUAUAACUUAGAGUUCCUUAUCCCAUAAAUCCUUUAUGAGCAGGGGGACGUGUAGCAUCUAACACGUCUUAGUAAAUGAUUGUGACCUUGGAGUCAGUUUUUCUAUCUUAAGAUCAUUUAUGCCAUAAGAAUAAAAGAUAAGAGAAAAAUUAAAGUUAACUUUUUAGUUUGUUAUGACUAUGUCAGCAAGUGUUUAUUAAUACCUGUCAUGGGCAAGUCACUAUGCUAGGCACUGCAAAUUAGAACAGUGUUCUAAUCUUCUUUAGAACAAUGUCUGUUUGUUCCUGGAUGGACUCAUCACUAGUGAAGACUAGGUUCAUUGGAAGGCACAGGGUGAGAGAGUGGAAGGAUGGAAUUGAGCUGAGUUGUUAAAUGCUGUGAGUGGAUUUGUUUACUUAAAGGCCCAGUUAUGAACAUGAACCCCAAUUUUGCGGUGUAACAUGUUCAUAAGAAGUGAAAUAUGUUGGUAAAGUAAGCUGUUGUCACAGGCAGUAAAUGAUCCAAAGGUCUAUAAUAGUAGUCAUUAAUAUGCACAGAUGAAAAAGAAUCAAGCAUUACUACUACUAAAAGAGAACUGACGUAUGGAGAUGUGCAGAUGGGGCUAUUGGUUGGAGACCUAAUGCAGGUUUUCUCUCUUAGGUUUCUUAGAAGGUUAUUUCUGAGAUAAUAUUGUCUUAUCCUUUUGAAUGCAGGUCUCUUGUCUUGAGUUAGUUCUGAGGAUGGGAGGAAAGGAGCUUUUUUUGGCUCCUUGGUAACAUUCCUCUGACAUUUCUAUUACUCUUCAAAGAAAGAAACCAACCAAAAUAUUUGCUUUAAUAAACACAUUUUAAGAAGUCCUUCGGGGUCAGUUUUUUCUGUAAUUUUUUUUUUUUAAAUUAGGACAUCCUAUAGCAAUAAAAGAGAAAAACUAAUUUUAACUGUUUAUUGUAUGCUAUAACUUACGUGAUCUUUCUAAAAAAGCACGUCAUUGAAAAGUAAUUUAUUGAAAAAGAAUUUAUAGCUCACAUUGAAUUUGUGAAGGCCAAAGAAAUUGAAGAGACUGGUAAAGGUAUUUUAGUUUUAUGAUAUCCACAUAUUUAGUAAAUUUUGUGUACAAAAAUACCAGGCCAAGUGCUUUACCCAUUGGAAACAUAUUUCAAAUUACUUUGUUUUUGCUGUUAGAGUCUCAAGUUUAGAAGUUUAACACUUAAAUCAGUUUUUUCGCACUAUAUUUAGAGAUUGUUAAUAUUUCAGUAUCUGCAUAGCUUGAUGAAUUUAAACAUAUCUUCAUAUCUGUGACAGUGACAACCAGUAAGACUGAUAACAUUAGCUUCAAACCAGUAGUAUCCAGGGUUAAAAUAAAAAUCAUAGUUAAAUAACAAGAAGAUUGUACAGUUGUGCCAUUAUUAACUUGUAAGUCUGUAAUAGGUUGAUAUCAAAAUGUUAUAUAAUAUACCAUAAAUGACUGAGAACAUUUUAGGAAAUUACCAAAUUACCUUUCUUACUAUACUAGUUUUUAGAAUGACUAUAGAAAUGACCCUGUUAGCUUUUUGAAUGUUCAGUGGUUGAAUGUGUUUUUGCUUAAAUAAAACAUUUAGUGUUUGUAUAAAUUAUACUUUUUGUGAGAUGCAAAUUUUAGAAUCAUCCUUGCUUUGUUUUGGAUUUUUGUUCUUUGAAGUGAAUGUUUAGUUUACUGAGCCGGAUUGGUCAUUUCUUCCUCAUGUCUUGUUAAGUCCAGUGAUUCUAAGCUUGAACUAUGAAUAAAUUACCAAAAACUUGCUGAGAAUUUAAUUUUGAAGCAAUUUGCCAACAUAUGAACCUUAUACAUGUGUGUAGUUGUGUUAAAAAUUGUAUUGUACUAAGAAUGUAGCCCAGUGUUUACUUAGUUGUUAGUAAACAUUUCUGAUGCCAAAAA